AACCGUCCAGCACUUAUCCUCUCCGGGCGUGCAUUUCACGGCGUGCUUCGGCGCGUGAAGACUUCCUACUCUCACCUGGAAGUUCACAGCUGCAUAGCCACCUGGCUAUCUCCCACCGACGAAAACCUCGAAUCGAAAAAACACCUCGACCCAACAAACGCGAAUUCGAAGGCAAUAGACAAUCGCAGAUCCGCCAUGAACCCCCAUCCUCGGUUGCAGAACCUACGAUCCACUGCCCAACUCCUCAGAGAAGCUGCCUCUUCUUUCUCUGCCAAUAUCGUCACCUUCCUUUUCCUUUCUCUUCUCAUCUUAUCCUUCCGUACCGUCGUUGAGAACGGCACUAGCCAUGUCACCUCUUUCAUCGACCGCGAUCCCUCCCUCAAAGCCCUCCUCUCUCGCCUUGACCUUGCCGGCAAUACCAACUCCAAUCGCUUCCGAUCUCCCGAAGAUCCUUCUUCUGCGGCCUUUCACCGCCACCGUCGUCGCCCUUUUCUCCAUCUGACCCGCGUCGGAACUCUGGAUGAUGACUUCUUCUCCAGCGAUGAUGACGAUGGUCGCUCCUUAUUCGGGCCAAACAAGAAAUCGUCCGUCAACAGCAGUUUUGUGGUUUUUGGGUCGUUUAACUUGAAAUCAGGGUUCUCGGAUCUUGUUAUUGAUAAUGGGAUUAGGGUUUCGGAAGUGGUUCGCUCUGGAAUCACCUUCAAAGCAGAAGGUUUAUCAUUUGCAGACGAUAAAGAUAUUGAUAACGACAAAGAAGCAGAAAACGAAAAGGUUGAAUUGGCAACAGGCCAGGAAGUCGAUAGAGCUGUCGAUUUGCAGUUCUUUAUGAAGGGAUUAGAAAUCGGUCGUCGUGAUGCUGCGACGCUGUUUUUUCUUGUGAGUUUUCUAUCUGCGGCUUACGGAUGGGUGAUUUUAGUUUUUCUUGUUACAUAUUCAUGGGUCUUGGGCGUCGUUUUCAUUGCUGUUGUUAACGAUCUAUUGGGGAGGUUUGGUUCGAUUGCUGGUAUGAUUUGGGAUGGUUCCAGACUGGGACUUAAGAGGCUUUCGGGUUUCAUUCUGAUGAGGUGGGCCGUCAGGGACGCCUUGACUCAGCUUGUUGGACUCUGGUACUUUGGUGAAAUCGAAGAUCAGUAUUCUUUUUUCAAGCUGUUUGUCAGAUUGAAAUUGAUGCCGUUCUCAGUCAUGUCUCCGUGGAUUCGAGGCUUUGAGAAGGAGAUUUCCGGGUUCUUGUUCACUUGGUUUCUACUUGAUACGUUUGUGGCAUUCAUAUUUUCUGUUGAUGCCUGGGUUUCUAUUGUGGACUCUAGGAGGAGUGGUAGAGAAAUUGUGAAGGAAGGUUGUUAUUUGAUAUCUACAAUGUUGAACCAAGCUAUCCAAAUUAAAUGCUUGGAAGCUAUAUGUUGUGGAUCAUUCGCGAGAUGGGUUUUAGCCCGAGUUUGUGGAAGAUCUUUUGCCAAGAUGUUUCAGUCGACGAUGGAGGUCUACUUCAUGGUUGCUUGGCUGGUGUUUUACUUUGCCGCCAGGUGUAAGGAUGCCAAUCUACAGGGUAGGAGGUUUGGGCAGAGAGAGUUGGAAGGCUUGCUUGAAGGUCAUAGAUGAUACAUGAUGGUGACUGGAUCCCGAUUUUUCUUGCUGGCUUUAACUGCCAUAUUUAACUCGCUGCAAUCCCUCACUUGUUAAUGUUUCUCAAUUUUGCAGCUUUGUCGGCCAUCAUUGCCAGUAUAUGAUUUUGUCACCAGCUAUGUAGUUUAUGUACUUUACAAGGAGGCCAAUAUACUAGUUGUGUAUAUUCCGAACGAGAAUACAUCAUGUGUAUAUUGUUCAUGCAAUGAUUUAAUUGGUUCAACCAAUUCUUGUUGGUGAUUAUAAUCCAUCACGCAUUUUGAAAU
Molecule: messenger RNA, 1889 nt
Organism: Neltuma alba
Lineage: Eukaryota; Viridiplantae; Streptophyta; Magnoliopsida; Fabales; Fabaceae
Exons: 1
Coding region: 196-1599 (467 amino acids)
Source: RefSeq, a predicted model, not a curated record